AUGGCAACCUCUUCCAUCAAUGAGAAUUUGGAUAUCCACUCCUGGCCACCCGGCACAGUCCAGAUCGAGACACUCCGCGGUGCCAAAGAUGGCAAGAUCAUUCUUCAUCCCACACCUAGUGCGGAUCCAAACGACCCCCUUAACUGGUCGAAGUUGCGCAAAUCCAUCAACUUCGGCCUCACAUGCUAUUACGCGCUGAUGGUUUUCGUUCUGGUCGAUAUUGCCACCGUCAUCUACGGCCCGUUGAUGGUCGAAUUCAGGUUCGACAUCGAGGUCCUUAAUGAUGGAUUUGGCGCCAACACUGCCGGCCUGGCGGUUGGUUGCGUUUUGUUCAUCCCCUUUGCUCUCAAGUUUGGACGACGACCCGUCUACUUGGUCAGCUUCGCCUUGUCAAUUGCCACGGCCAUCUGGCAAGCCAAGCUGCGAAAUGCGGGCGACGUAUACGGGGCAAACGCCGUGUCUGGCCUAGGGGGAAGUAUCGCCGAAACAAUCUGUCAAAUGACAAUCUCGGAUCUAUUCUACGUGCAUCAACGCGCCACGGCAAAUGGCAUCUAUCUUGGGACCGUCACCACGGGGGCCUUCCUCGGACCUGUGGCUGCCGGGUACAUUGCUGAUUCACAGGGAUGGAGGUGGAUCUGGUGGUGGACUGCUAUCUUGUUAGGAGUUGGGUUUGUUGCUUUCGUAUUCUCGUACGAAGAGACGAAGUAUAUACCUCUGAUCGAUCUACACCCCCAGUCUGGCGUUUCCACUGGUGCUGGUGCUGCCGACGAGUUGACUCCACCUCCAGCACAUGCGAAAGAAGCGUGUGAAGGCGACAAAGACCUUGAAUCAGGCGUCAGAGACUACGCCACCGAAGCCCUCACCGUGGUCACGACCAGAACCGUCAGAAUGGAUAUUCAGCCCAAGCCGUACUGCCAACGACUCGGUCUCCUCACCGUCACGCCUGGAGGGUUCAACGACUUCAUUCGACAUGCGUGGCAGCCAUUUGUGAUCCUAUUCACCACCCCGGCUGUCGCGUACACGGCGUUGAUAUACGGCUCGUUGCUCGCCUGGUUUACCGUCCUUCUGUCGGUGUUUUCAAUCUAUUUGACGUAUCCGCCUUACAACUUCUCCGCCUCCGCGGUCGGGCUUAUGAAUCUGGCACCUUUCAUCGGCAGUUUCCUGGGUAGUGCCUACGGAGGGCCACUGUCUGAUUUCCACAUCCUUCGCCUAUCGCAAAAGAACAAGGGAAUCUAUGAGCCUGAGAUGCGGUUCUGGCUCGCCUUGCCCUGGACUGUGGUCACUCCGUUGUCGUUGCUCAUGUUCGGUCUCUGCCUCGCCCAUGGUCUACACUGGAUUUCUCUGGCCAUUGCGCUGGUCAUUUUCGGCACAGGUCUUAAUGUCUUUAGCGACGUUGCGCUCACCUACCUUAUCGAUUCCUACAGAGAUAUUGUCGGAGACUCUCUUGUCGCCGUAACAUUUGUACGAAACGCCCUUGCCACAGCAGUCGCCAUGUCACUGUCCAAUUGGAUCGAAGGCACUGGUCUUUCCGUGGUAUUCAUCACCUGUGCUGUCGUGUCCGCGGUCAUUUUCCUGACGACCAUCCCUAUGAUGGUUUGGGGCAAGGGUUUCCGAGUGCGAACGGCCAGGAGGUAUGCGAGUAUGGCGCGGAAGCAGUUCAACGCCAAUCGGUAA
This is a messenger RNA of Fonsecaea multimorphosa CBS 102226, 1674 nucleotides long. RefSeq lists its product as uncharacterized. The transcript has 5 exons. NCBI's taxonomy places the organism in Eukaryota, Fungi, Ascomycota, Eurotiomycetes, Chaetothyriales, Herpotrichiellaceae. The record is from RefSeq and is a predicted model, not a curated record. Gene Ontology annotation, biological process: transmembrane transport. The coding region runs from base 1 to 1674 and encodes 557 amino acids. Gene Ontology annotation, molecular function: transmembrane transporter activity.